Messenger RNA from Symbiodinium necroappetens, 1910 nucleotides. The record is from the annotation of a GenBank genome assembly. NCBI's taxonomy places the organism in Eukaryota, Dinophyceae, Suessiales, Symbiodiniaceae.
AUGUGUUCUGCGCCUGAAGAGGGUCUCCCUGCCCUACUCACGCGGCGGCAUGUUGAUGAAAUGUUCGUUGCAAGAAAACGCGGGGAUGAUGCCGCGAAGAGCUUCCUGAGAGAUUCCGAGGGAGCGAAGUGUGACCGCAUCCAUGCCCAUGUUUCCAAUGUGAAGCUGCCUCACGACGAUGUCAGAUUGUGGAGGCAAGUCUAUUUUGGUGAUGGAGUGGAGUAUUUCAGCCGCACUCGACAGCAGUGGAUACCUGCCUUGAUCAAAUCAGACGUCAAGCACUCUGAGGAUGGCAGCCUAUGCCUGGAUCUGAAUUCGCGAUCGGCUGUGCCUCUCAGGGAGAUUCGAUUGAAAGAUGAGCACCGGUUGAACCCACGAUUGCUGCAGAACCUUCACCCUGGUGAUGCGGUGGAGGUGUUCGACGUGGAGCAAAGCCAGUGGUUGUGCGCGCACGUUCUGCAGCCGCCAGAGGGCGAUCACAUCCACUUGACACUUAUUCCAGAGGCAACUUCUGCAGCGUGCUCUCAGACGCAGGUAGACCAGACUUCGAUUGGCUUUGUCUCGCCAGACGAGCUCGUACAGGUGCUGCUGCAAGGUGACAUUCGGCUGGUGAGGGGAGAAUUCCUUGAACACCUUGUCUCACAGGGCCGAGCCUUCCCGAGAAGGCAAGAAGCUGAAAUGGCACUCGCUCCAUCAGGAAAGACAGCUUUGGUGUCAUGGGGGGAGAUACAGAGGGAGGCAUGCCUUCCUCUUGCAGACAGGCAGACCGACAUCGUUUGCGUCAGCCAUUGCUGGGAAUCUCGCGAGCAUCCAGACCCGUUCCGGUAUCAGCUGGAAGAGAUAGCACGCUGCCCUCGCCUGCGACAGUCCUGGUUCUUUAUCGAUUAUAUGUGCUUGUAUCAGUAUCCUCGGACCAUUGACCAACAGACUUCCUUCAAGCUGGCGCUGGAUCACAUACAUUUGCUAUACUCGCACGAUUGUACAAACACGAUGUUCAUUGAUGAACUUACCCCGGAGAUCAAGGAGCAGCGCUGUGAAGAAUCCGUGGAAGUUUUCUGCGAGUCCAGUGGCCAGUUGGACUGGGUCAAGCUUGCGGAGCCCGCGGAGCUGAUAGACAAGGAAGGCCAGAGCUCGCCCAAAAUGUUAGUCAUGAACCAGACUCCCUAUGUCCAACGCGGCUGGUGCGUGGCAGAACAAGAAUGGUCGGCAACCCGGAAUUCCAUGUCUAAACCUCCAACUCGUCCAGAAGACUUCGAGCGCAAGGCUGCAAAUGGGCACCUGAAGUUCACGCAUAGAUCAGACCUCGACUUGGUCCUGAAGUUGCAGAAGCUUGUGUUCCUGCAAAAGAUCACCAACUGCACUUGCUACUUCUACAGUGACAGCGUGUGGGACACGCAUGUCUCCGUGUUCGUUGGCAUCCUGCCCUGCUUUGUCAGCUUGAGGGAAUUGAGGAUAUCUGUUGUGGAUCUUUCGAAAGACUUCCACGAGGAGAAUCUGGCUAUUGCCCUGGCCAACCUGCCCAUGCUUGAAAAGUUGGACUUGUACUGCAUCUUGACCAAGCAAAGAGGCGUUUUCCUUGCGAAGGCUUUGAAGAAUAUGAAGCUGAGAGUGUUGUCCUUGCAGCACUGUAGCCUUGAUGAUACAGGCUAUGCUGCUCUGGCAGAGUCUUUAGAAACUCAUCCAACCUUGAAGUUUCUGCUUGCAGGAAAUAAUCCGAGAGUUCGGUCAUAUUGUUUUGGCGGCCCAGGGCCAGAGAUUCUCCGGUUGACGAAGCACAUGAUGUCCGCAAAUGUGACUGCAAAGUUAGCAGCAGCGCUACACUGCAACAGCAGCUUGGAAAGAGUGCUCCUAACAGACCGCUUCAUGGGACGCAGUCGCGAGGAAAUCCUUGGCUUGUUCAUGGACAACCG